Molecule: messenger RNA, 1979 nt
Organism: Pistacia vera
Lineage: Eukaryota; Viridiplantae; Streptophyta; Magnoliopsida; Sapindales; Anacardiaceae
Product: F-box/LRR-repeat protein 4-like
Exons: 7
Coding region: 73-1803 (576 amino acids)
Biological process (GO): SCF-dependent proteasomal ubiquitin-dependent protein catabolic process
Cellular component (GO): SCF ubiquitin ligase complex
Molecular function (GO): protein binding
Source: RefSeq, a predicted model, not a curated record
CGGAUAAAAUCAUAAUAAGAACUCAAUCACGCGCACACUCACUCACUCUCACACAACAAUCUCUUCAUCAUCAUGAACAGGCACGAUGUCAUCAACACGUGUCUGCCGGACGAGUCAAUUAUGGAAAUCUUCCGGCACCUCGACUCGGAAACGAGCCGCGACGCGUGCUCGCUCGUCUGCAAGCGGUGGCGCGAGCUGGAGCGCCUCAGUCGCACCUUCCUUCACCUCAGCACCCUCGAUAGCUCCAACCACUUCUCUGAGCUGGCUCGCUGCUUCGUCAACGUCAAAAGCAUUUACAUCGACGGGAAACCUUCUAGAAAUUCGCCGCGUUCUCUAUCGGAUGAUGUAUUGGCUUUGCUUGCCGACAGCUUUUCAAAGCUUGAGAAUUUGACCUUAGCUUUUUGCCCCGGUAUUGAUGAUUCGGGUUUGAUUUCCGUUGCUCACAAGUGCAUGCACUUGAAAUCUCUGGUUUUGGAGGGUUGCAGUGUUGGAGAUUAUGCUGUAGCUGCUGUAGGAAAGUGUUGUAAGCAACUUGAAGAUCUGACUUUGCGUUCCUGUAAAGAGUUGACUGAUGUGGGUCUAGCUGAUUUGACUCUUGGUUGCGGGAAAUCUCUAAAAUCUCUUAGUGUUGCCCUUUGUGUGAAGAUAACUGAUUUAUCAUUAGAAGCUGUGGGGUCUCAUUGUAAAUCUCUUGAAACCCUGUCAUUGGAUUCUGAUUCUAUCCACGAUAAAGGAGUGCUUGCUGUGGCCCGAGGCUGUCCUCUUUUGAAAGUUCUGAAGCUACAAUGUGUUAAUGUUACAGAUGAGGCUUUGAUAGCUGUGGGAACUCAUUGUUUGUCUCUGGAGUUGCUGGAAUUAAACACUUUCCGAAGAUUUACUGACAAGAGUUUGUGUGCUAUUGGGAAUGGGUGUAAGAGGUUAAAAAAUCUCAGUCUAAGUGAUUGCCCUUUCUUGACUGACUUGGGUUUGGAAGCGAUUGCCGCAGGUUGCAAAGAACUCACAAAUCUUGAAAUUUACUGUUGCCAAGAUAUUGGAACUGUAGGACUAGAGUCAAUUGGACAAUCAUGUCGGUGCCUCACAAACUUAGCUGUGUUUCAAUGCCCUCUAAUUGGUAAUCGUGCUUUUCUUGAAGUUGGAAGGGGUUGUGAGUUCUUGCAAGCUCUUCUCUUAGUAGAAUGUUCUGUUAUCAAUGAUGAUGCCAUCUGUGGCAUAGCUAGAGGCUGUCAGAAUUUGAAGAAACUUCAGAUUUGUCGAUGCGAUGAGAUUGGUAACAAAGGACUUACAGCAGUUGGUGAGUACUGCAAAUCUCUGACUGACCUUAGAGUUGAACUUUGUGAUAGAGUGGGGGAUGAGGGCUUGAUUGCUGUUGGUGAGGGUUGCUCCUUAAGAUUUCUCAGUGUCAGUGGCUGCCAUGAAGUUGGUGAUGCCGGAAUAAUAGCCAUUGCAAGGGGAUCAUCUCAACUCCAACAGCUCAGCAUAACUGGACUCGCGAAUAUGGGAGAUGUGUCAAUGGCUGAGAUUGGGGAAGGUUGCCCAUUACUCAAGAAUUUAGUUCUGAGGCGGUGCGCACAAAUAACAGAUGCUGGUUUAGGCCAACUUGUUAGGAAUUGCACAGGGCUGGAGUCAUGUUACCUGGUUCGAUGCCCUCGCAUUACUGCAGUUGGAGUUGCCUCUGUCGUCACCUGUUGUGCUAACAUAAGAAAGAUCAUGGUUGAGAGUGGUAAGGUAAGCGAGAGGACCAAACGCCGGGCAGCUUCUAGCAACAGUUCAAGGAAGAUUGAAUGGAUAUACUGCCCUUACUAGCUGCAGAAGUGUUUAGUCGAAGUUUGUGUAAUGUACCCUUAAUUGAGUUUAGAACUUUGAGAUGAAAGAGGAUUUUUCUAUGUGACAUGUACUGAUGUAAACAUCUAAUAAAAGUGGACCUCAAAUAGCAAAGACCAAAUAAAACACAAGUUCUAAACCCAAUAGAGUAGAAAUCU